Phymastichus coffea is the source of this 1555-nucleotide messenger RNA. RefSeq names its product trypsin-like. Gene Ontology annotation, biological process: proteolysis. The transcript is spliced from 6 exons. The coding region runs from base 7 to 756 and encodes 249 amino acids. The record is from RefSeq and is a predicted model, not a curated record. NCBI's taxonomy places the organism in Eukaryota, Metazoa, Arthropoda, Insecta, Hymenoptera, Eulophidae. Gene Ontology annotation, molecular function: serine-type endopeptidase activity.
UUCAUCAUGAAGCUCUUUUGUCUUACGCUCUUGAUCUCAAGCGCAAGCUGUUUCUUCAUCGAUAAUGACGAAAAACAAAUGGACAAAAUCGUCGGAGGCGAUUACGCGCCGAUCACGGAAGCGCCGUACCAAGCACAACUUCUUCAAUUAGGAUCGACAAUUUGCGGAGCCGCGAUUAUUUCAGAGUAUUGGCUUUUGUCGGCCGCUCACUGCUUCGAAGAUACAUAUGGCAUGUCCAUUCUCACCGGAUCUUCGUACAGGUCCAGAGGAGGGCAAAAGCAUCAAAUCGAAAAAGUGAUCGUUCAUCGCAAUUACAAUACUUACACCAACGACAAUGACAUCAGUUUGAUCAAGCUGGUGAAGCCAAUCAAGUUCAACGAAAGACAGAAGGCCAUCCCAGUUGCCAAGAGCCCACCAAAAACUGGCGACGAAAUGAUAAUCUCUGGAUAUGGAAAAGAAGGCGAAUAUCAGAGGGCUUCGACAGUCUUGAAACUGGCAACCGUAUCGGUGAUCGACCAGAGAGUGUGCGCCCGAAGAUACAUACGCGAUCCUAUAACCAACAACAUGUUUUGCGCCGGCAAAGGAUCCACCGAUGCUUGCCAAGGAGACUCCGGUGGCCCCGCUGUCAUCAACGCACAAUUAGCCGGCAUUGUGUCUUCCGGCAUGGAGUGCGGAUCUGUCUAUUACCCAGGCAUUUACACCAGAGUGCACAAGUACUACAAAUGGAUUGCCAAGUACACUGGCAUCGGCAACUAAUGCAUUUUAUUAAUCCUGCGAUACUUGCAUUUCAUACUCAAACUUUGCUCAGUUUGUUCGACUGCUCCGCCACUUUCAUACUGCUAUGAGGAAACAAUCGCAUCUUCGUACAUAGUGCUGUUUUAUCUUGGGCCUUUCAAACAGUUGAAACAAAGCAAAGCUAUAUCAAACAGUUUUACCUUAGUUUACUAUAAUUCAUGAUUUCGCAAUACAUCUUAUACGUUAUUCCCCGAUUCAGUUAAAGUUUGUUUGAUUUGGAUUGACGUAAUCGUGCUUUAUGCUGAACAAAUCCAUGAUUACUUCGUUCUACAAACAUAACUUCUUUUUUUUACUUUUUAUAUUAAAAGCGUUCCGGUGAACGUCACAGAGGUUCUAUAGCAUUUCAUUCUACAUAUAAGGUGACAAACAAAUUUGAAAAGACACACUGGUUUUGACAUGCUUACCUGAAUUGCAAAUGUGCCGUGACAUUGUACGCACUGAUAAAUAACUGGUUUGGCAAUACGACCCCUAAGUAUCGUUGCUAAGUAUUGUUCGUGAGAUUUUUAAUCGUUUACAUGUAACUAUAGGCCAGUUUAUUUAUAACGUCCCGUCAAAAGGACAUACAUGUAUUUACAAGUCUGUAAAUAAUUAUCAACAUGCUAAAGAAUUUAUGUAAUAAAGUUAAUUAUAAACAAAUAUUGAUAAUAUUGUGAGAGUACAUUUGUACAAUUUAUGUUAUCACAAUUAAAACAAUUUAUCAACUGUUUUUAUUAUUAAUAACGAUAACGUUGUGAUUUAUUUAUAAAGAGCAAAAUUUUUG